CAUGAUUAAUUCCUUAAUCCUCAAAUCCACCUUCUCCUAAUCCCUUUUCUUUCCAGCCCAUUCGAUUUUUUCCAUUUUGGGCGGAAAAUUCAAGAAGAAAUCACCACAACCCAUAUUCAUUUUGAUUUUCAGAAACCCUAAAGUUGCCCCUUUUCCUUUGAAUCUUCCAGAUUUGACUUCAGGCAUUAAGGGCCAAACCCAUAUGAUCCAUUCCCUUGGUUUUCGAAAAGGGUGUGGAGAAGCACAAAUACCCAGAUUUGGAAGUAGCAGCUUUCUUGGGUCGAUUCUGAAUUUUAAUUUUUCUUGGGUCGAUUUGAAGAACACCGGUUUUUUCGUCUGAGAAUAGGGAGAAAUCAAGGAUUUGGGACAAUGUUAAUUUUUGACCCAUUUUCUUGAUUUACCUGAAGAACUCGAAAUCGGAUUAGGCUAAUGCCCAAACCCUAGUCUCUUUUUUGGGUUCUGGAUUUGAAGGUGACAGGGGAAAGGGGGCCAACCCCCAAAAUUUUCAUUCAUAUUCAGACGCAGGAAUCCAUUGAAAUACCUUGAUCGAAUCCUGAUUUAUUUUCGGUGUUGAUAAACCUGUUGCUGUUCAUGGAACCACCACUAAGAUUAAUGUUUCUAAGUAUUGCCCUUGUCUUUGCCGUCUAUUCUGUUCCUGUUCAGUCACAAUCACCAAAUAAAGGGAACCCUCCACUACCACCGCCACCUCCCCCCAUUCCUCCACCUCCUCCCCCUCCUCCCCCUCCCCCUCCUCCUCCUCCUCCUCCUCCUCCUUCUCCUUCCCCCCCUCCUCCUCCCCUAUCUUUUCCCCCUCCUCCUUCCCCUCUUUUCCCAUCUCUACCACCUCCACCAUUGCAUCCUCCGCCACCGCCGUCAAAACUUUCUCCUCCGCGACUGCCACCAACGCAUGACGGCAGACCUAAUCAACAGAGACGGCUGCCACCUCCACCACCAGCAAGUAAUCACAAACUGAAUGCGGGGAAGAAGAUUGGGUUGUUGUUUGCUGGCAUCAUAACAAUCUUGCAGAUUGGUGUAGUGGGCUUCUUGGCUUACAAGAGACGGCAGUUGUUAAAGUAAAGAGAUUUUAUAGUGCUUGAUCCUGUUCUUCUUCAUGAAUUCUUCAGUUCCAGUUUCUUGCAUUUAUUUAUUUUUUUGCUUCAGUGAAGUGGAUUGCAGUGUUGGGAACUUGAUUGGAUUGUAAAUUUCUUUGCCAAGCAUUUCCAAUGUUGGGGCUUUAUUGAAUUGAGAUUCUUUGACAUGCUGCAUGAGGUUCUAUGUUUCAGAUUGAUUGGAUACCAGAUGUCUACCGUUUGGUCCUUAGAGGUCCUCUGUAAAUGGGUAAAUGUUGAUUGCCUUUUCCUUCAUCUUCUUGUUAUAGUUUUCUUUAAUUUCUUAUUAUUUUUUAAAAAAUUUUGGGUGCUGUA
Molecule: messenger RNA, 1424 nt
Organism: Rubroshorea leprosula
Lineage: Eukaryota; Viridiplantae; Streptophyta; Magnoliopsida; Malvales; Dipterocarpaceae
Source: the annotation of a GenBank genome assembly